Messenger RNA from Paraglomus occultum, 390 nucleotides. The record is from the annotation of a GenBank genome assembly. NCBI's taxonomy places the organism in Eukaryota, Fungi, Glomeromycota, Glomeromycetes, Paraglomerales, Paraglomeraceae.
AUGUUUGUGCGUAAAUUGCAAGUUAUAUGCAUAUUAUUGAUCCUAGUUAUACUAGUCAAAACUUCCACGGCGGGUCUCGUUACUACCAAUGAUACAAAAAAUUAUACAAGUAUUGCAAAUACAACGGCAGACCAUGCUGGCGUUUUUUAUCCCACACAUACAGUAUGGGCGAUGAUUCGUGGAUACACUGAAGCACUAAAAUACGUACGUCUUCACUGGGUUGACUAUACUGAACAGCCGAAACAGCAUGAAGGUAUCUACCCCGAUACUGAAUAUUACGUAGCGAGCUAUACCUCUCCACCUUGGGCAGUAGGAUACUUCUACGAAAUAUGGUCUCCAGAUUUUGACACGCGUUUCUGGACGGAUACGAUAUUAUGGUGGGAUGGUUGG